AUGAGCGGAGCUGGAGGAAAUGGCGGGGGAGCUUAUAGUUUCUCCUUGACAACAUUUUCGCCGAGUGGGAAGCUCGUGCAGAUUGAACACGCAUUAGCUGCCGUAAACUCUGGGACAACAAGUCUUGGCAUCAAAGCGACCAACGGGAUCGUAAUAGCAACUGAGAAGAAAUCCUCCUCCCUCCUCAUUGACGAUGCUAUGAUUGAGAAAGUAUCUAUUAUCUGCCCCAACAUCGGUCUCGUCUAUUCUGGCAUGGGUCCCGACUUCCGUGUGCUCGUAGCGAAAGCCAGAAAGAGCGCACAAGCAUACUGGAAAAUUUAUGGGGAAUAUCCCCCAACGAGGGUAUUAACGCAGGAGAUUGCUACCAUUAUGCAGGAGGCAACGCAGAGUGGCGGUGUGCGGCCAUUUGGUGUUUCGUUACUGGUUGCGGGAUGGGAUGCUGAUUGGGGCCCCUCAUUAUACCAAGUCGAUCCUUCCGGAUCAUUCUGGGCUUGGAAGGCUAGUGCUAUAGGGAAAAACAUGGUCAACGCCAAGACUUUCCUUGAGAAACGAUAUAAUGACGACAUUUCACUCGUCGAUGCUAUUCAUACGGCCCUCUUAACAUUGAAAGAAGGUUUCGAAGGGCAGAUGACCGAGAAGACGAUUGAGAUUGGUGUUGUGAGCAUUCCUUCGGCGGAGGACCUUAUCGUGCCCGCGGGUGGAAGACCAAAACCUACAUUCAGAUUACUGACGGAGGAGGAAAUCAAGGAUUACCUCGUAUUGUAAUGAUUUGGGUGUCAUUCACCAUACUCGUGGCCACGUCCACCGUCCGUUGAGG
This is a messenger RNA of Cantharellus anzutake, 817 nucleotides long. Its product is annotated as N-terminal nucleophile aminohydrolase. Gene Ontology annotation, biological process: ubiquitin-dependent protein catabolic process. Gene Ontology annotation, cellular component: proteasome core complex; proteasome core complex, alpha-subunit complex. Lineage: Eukaryota; Fungi; Basidiomycota; Agaricomycetes; Cantharellales; Hydnaceae. Bases 1 to 765 code for a protein of 254 amino acids. The transcript has 6 exons. The record is from RefSeq and is a predicted model, not a curated record.